Brassica rapa (field mustard) is the source of this 378-nucleotide messenger RNA. Its product is annotated as ubiquitin. Gene Ontology annotation, molecular function: protein binding. NCBI's taxonomy places the organism in Eukaryota, Viridiplantae, Streptophyta, Magnoliopsida, Brassicales, Brassicaceae. The record is from RefSeq and is a predicted model, not a curated record.
AUGCAGAUUUCUAUCAAGACAUUAAAGGGAAAGAGCAUAAACCUAGAAGUCGAAGAUAGCUCCAACACUAUCGACGUUAAGAUCCAUGGGGAGCCGAUGAGUGAACUGGUUUUGCGACUGCGUCCUUCGGGUCAGGGUGAAGCAGCCAUGCGUAUUUUUGUAGUGACUCUCAACGGCAGGAACCAUACCCUUCAGGUUAAGGGAACCGAUACCAUUGGAGAAGUCAAGACUAAAUACUUUGAGAUUGAUGGCACUCCAGUGGACCAGCAGAACAUGAUACUUGCAGGCCUGGCUCUUGAGAACAGUUGGACAGUAGCUGAAUGCGGCAUCAGGCAUGAGUCGACCAUUCACUUGACUCGACGUCUUUGCGGUUGCUAA